AUGGCCUUUCACGAGGAAAUGUUCCUCUUCGUCAACACUGACGCUACCCAGAUGAAAAGCAAGACUAAGAAUCCCAUGGGUCAUCAGAUCCAGAGUCACGUUCAACGAGGCCUACGGAGAAAGUUACUACAGAAGCACGACGCAGCACUGCAUGAGAGUACCCACGGCGGCGUGGUAGCAAUCCAAAAGCCAACGGUCCUUGCAGCACCUCAAAUCCUGGAGGAAGACCUGAUAUAUGAGCUCCCUCCAGAGUAUGACAACACACUAUGGGAGCUGCCGGCUCUGAAAGGGUCGCCAAUAUCAGAGGCUAGCCUCAUCUUCGAUUCUUGUUCCGACCCUGAGGCCGAUCACAGCUCGUUCGGAACUUCAGCUUCAGUAGCAUACGCCCCAACCCAAAACGGCUCAUCGCAAUCAGCAGCGCCUAUACCGAUGCAAUGCUUCGAUCACUCCGAGACUCUAUCGAAGUACGUGCCAAUACUACUGCAAUGUUGGACGGAUCGCCUCCUACCGGAGAAAUUCCAUUUCGAUGCCAGAUGGGCAAGGCCAGGAACCGCACGACACGGAGCGAGGUCUUCAGCAGCACAUUUCUACUCAUUCCUGGCCUGCAUUGCCGUGCAGAUGAUUGUCAUUGGUGAAUCCAUCCCGGACAUUGAUCAGGUUGACUUUGCUUUGUGGCUGCAGGCUAGAGCGACGGAGUCUGUUCAAGCCAGCCUAGCCACGAGCCAGCCGAACAAGGAACUGGCGCGAGACAUACAACGCUUGACAACAAUAUCAUACCUCACAGACAGGCUCAAGGACGCCGAGCAACAUUUCGAGGCCAUGCUCACCGUGGCUACAAGUCUUGGCGGCAUCAAGACAUUCGACAGCUACUUCUUCGAGACCGAGAUCAUCACACAUUGGCAUGGCGCAUUGCGAACACUCAACACUCCCAGAAUCACUCUCUCCAACACAGUCGCGGAGCCUGAAGAGGUGGCUAUCUCGGCGCCCCUAGUCGAGCCUUCUGCACCAGUCAAGCAUCGAGAGCUCGCGCAAUGUUUCCAAGAAUUGUCAAAAGUGAUUAACUUCGUUCCCUACUUGGAAGAUGCACACUGUAAGUGGGCCAGCUCACAGUGUCUUUCGGUGGGCUACCAACUGCUGAGCGCACGGGUCAAAUUUUCAGAGGACCAAGCCUUUCGCAUCGCCCUCAUCUACUUCAUCGCCCUGAUCCGAUCGACAUUCUUGGACCGAAGUUGUGCUUCGAACUCUAUCCACCACUUGCGGAGAGCCUUGGAGGCUAGCACGCAGAAUUCGUGCCUGUAUCUCUGGCUCACAGUGAUUGGCAGUAUGGUUGCGCUCGGAACACAACACGAAGGCUGGUUCAUAGCCGAAGCAGCAAGAGCCUCGCAGUCAUUGCGUGUUGGCUCAUUGGCUGCGCUCGAAGCCCAUCUGGGUAAGACCUUGUAUCAGCACAUCCUGUUGAGAGACUCACUGCGUCAAUUGUGGCAACAUCGUUUGUUUCAGGCGGGCAGAUCUUCGCGGUAG
Molecule: messenger RNA, 1521 nt
Organism: Cyphellophora attinorum
Lineage: Eukaryota; Fungi; Ascomycota; Eurotiomycetes; Chaetothyriales; Cyphellophoraceae
Exons: 2
Coding region: 1-1521 (506 amino acids)
Source: RefSeq, a predicted model, not a curated record